Messenger RNA from Puccinia triticina, 1563 nucleotides. RefSeq lists its product as uncharacterized. Lineage: Eukaryota; Fungi; Basidiomycota; Pucciniomycetes; Pucciniales; Pucciniaceae. The record is from RefSeq and is a predicted model, not a curated record. Bases 1 to 1563 code for a protein of 520 amino acids. The transcript is spliced from 2 exons.
AUGGCCACUGGAUAUCAAAAUAGCUAUGGCAGUGACUGGACUCGCCAGCGCACCUUUGACAAUGGGACAGAUAUCGACAUGGCCACGGAACUUGGCACCACCUUAUCUGCGUCAACUUCGGCACCCGCGCCAGCGCCUCAACGCUUAUCAUUUGCUCGCCAUCCUUCUGUGAUUGGUUCCUCACUCAGCCCAGCUCCAUUGCUUGAAAAAAUUGUUCGACCCGCCAACCAAAAUAUAGGCGAUGGGAUUGUAUUCGGAACCAUGGCUCAUAACGACUCAUUACAGAAGGAUUCCUCUUCAUACGAUCAAUCGCCCAGAGACAUGCAAGCGGUAUUGGACGGCUUGACAUCGAAGCCGUUGGGGCUUACUGACUUCAAACGAUUCCUGAACCAAAUCCGCCGAGGUGCAUACGCAGAAGAAUGCAACAGUUGGAUCAGCUACGCUCCAAUUCUGGUAGAUUUUCUAUUGGAUUUCAAGAUCUAUGCGGACGGUUUUGCCCGCUUGUCCUUACGUGACCAAUCGAAAUGUCCUCACCCUUUUGAAAUCAUUUGCCAUUUGAACUCUCAAAAUCUUCAAGCUCCGACGGAUUCUAGUGACAUCGACUUCAGUAACGGGCAAGAUGGCGAUUUCUCAGAGUUUGAAAAAGCAGCCCGUGAACUAUUGGAGAGCAUGUCUGAGGACUUUGACGACAACCCAAGCCAUGAGUAUCCUGAUACUCGCACCCCCACAGCGGAAGCCGGAAUACCAAACCGGUCUGCGCAACGCAAAGUCAAUUGGGCCCCCUCAGUACGUUCCAACAAUCACCAGUAUGACCCAGAUUGGGAUUCUACGGGAUCUACUCUCUCCGCGACUUUGCACGAAGGCUCUAUUCUAAGAGCAGCCCGGCACAACUCUAAAGCAACCUCACAAUUCUCUUCGAGCGUUCUAAUGGAAAGGCUGAAAGGUGUCGAGCCCGAACACCAACCCAUGAGGGAUUCCUUCAAUAGUCUUGUAAGCAAAUAUCUGGGAAGCUCGACUUCAUUCAAGCAACGGGAUGGUUUGCUCUCAAGCUGCGAAGACAUCAACUUUGAAUCGAUUCAGCGCGCAAUCUUGGAAGCGAAAUAUACGAACCAUCCAGCUGUGCUAUCUGGAAUCGUUGCAGAUAUUCUUGUUGGGCUAAAUGUGCAUGUCUUGCCCGCAUUUGUUGCUUUUUCCAUCACAAACCGAAACACCCCGAACAAUACCAAAAGCAACACUCUCUGGGGCUCGUUCAUGGUAUUAAUCGCCUUCAUCUUUAAUUUAUUGAUGAUGAUUGUUCCCUCUCCGCUAAUGACUCCAUGGAAAAUGGACAAGCCAAUACCGAAACUCUACCGACUUCUUUUAUUCCCUCUACUUUGGAUGGGUUUUGCUUUGAUAAUGAAAGAUUUUAUCAAGAAUUACUGUCUCUUAUGCUGGGAAAAUAAAUUUAAAUCUCUCGAAUCCGGCUUUCGAUCGGAUCAUCAGGCAGUUCAGGUUGGCUUACAUACUCAAGACAAGGUAACAAAGCUCGCAAAAGACGCUCAAAGUCAACCCGUAAAUUCGUAA